UGCUAGUGCAACACACACGAGCUACACUAGCAUUUCGAUCUCUUGUACAUUUUGGGGCUCUACACUUUAUCGGUGCGUCUACGUUUUGGCGGAACUCUGACAUUCUCCUUUCCGGGUGGUUCCUGCCCGGCAUCCAAUUCCAAGCAGGACGUGCCGGUGUUUGACUGUCAACCACGGAAUUGUACGCAUUUGCCACGACUGUCUGCGAGUCAUGACGUGUAUCAGAAGUGGCUAGGAAGCCAACGUUUUCUGGCUUAUUAACUCAGCAGGAAUUGGAAGUUUCUGGAGCAAGCAUGCUCCACUUGCGUUGCGAAAUACCCGUUUCCCUGGUGUGCGCGAUCCGUUGGUACAGAGGACUGAAGUCAGUAGCUGAUAUCCUAAGGAUUAUCACAUCUGUUUGUCAAAAUGGCGAACAUAGACUCUACUGCUGCCAACACCAACCGUAUGCGCGAGCAUAUGUCAAUGAAGCAGAUGCAAGCUGGAAAGCAGCAGGAGCAAGAAGAGGACCUUUGCAUGUGCUAUAACGUGGUCAACUUCAAGCUCUCCGUCUGCCUCAAUCAACUGGAACCUACUAAACAAGUCCCCUGUCAGACAGAGGAGGAAUCAGGAACCAGUCAACCCCCCUCCGCGGAAGGCGCAGGGUCACUCUGUGAAGGCAGCGCUGAGAGUGAAACUACACAUCAAGCGAAGCCGUGCGCCGACACUUCUGCUGCACCAGAGGCGGAAGCCUACAGCAGGCCUGAAGCGUCUUCGGGCUCUGGAACUUCUCCUUCCAACUCAUCAGGGGCGAUCGACAGUCGCAACUCCGUCGUGCUUGCAACUCUACAAGAUGUCUUGCUGGCGAAUCCCACUGAUAAAUGUUUAGUGUCCGACGUCGAUGAGCAGUUGCUCAUCAAUGUCUUCUUCAAUUCCCCAGUUCGAAUUACCUCGAUGGCCAUACGUUCGACAGCACCACCUGCAAACUUCGACUGGAGGAAACCAAGUACCACGGAUGAUGACGAAGAUUUGCCUGAGGAAGGCACAAUCUCCGAGCCCAAACUAAUGAAGGUUUACAGUAACAACACUAACCUCGAUUUCAGCACGGUGUACGACGAAACGCCUGCACAGGUUAUUACCUUAACCCCAGGUCAAUUGAAAGGAGAGGAGCGCUUGCUACUGCGCGGUAGCAAGUUCCAGAGGUGUUCGUCUUUGCACAUAUUCAUAGAAAAGAACCAGGCAAAUUCGAUCCAUACGUUCAUCAAUCGGAUAUCUCUCUAUGGUUACGUGAACAAGAAUUACGCCAGCUAAGAGUAGCCAGAUGCGUGGCUUUUGUUACGUACAUGAUCUCAUGAGGGACUGUUCGGUCGUGUGGUACAGGCAUGUUCGUUGAAACGUGCGUCGCGGGUCGAUGCUGAGCCGAAACUUCACCACUGCCAGUUUUUACGUGGUGUGCGGCUCGGUGGAGUCCCGGUCACUUAUACAAGGAACCUACUGAUCGAUCUAUACCGCUUUCAUCGUUUCAGACUGACAGUGCGGGCAUGUAGAGGGUCCUGCGAUCACUGAGUAGCUGCACCCGUGAAGGAUAAC
This is a messenger RNA of Toxoplasma gondii ME49, 1566 nucleotides long. RefSeq lists its product as hypothetical. The transcript has 4 exons. The record is from RefSeq and is a predicted model, not a curated record. Bases 406 to 1287 code for a protein of 293 amino acids. NCBI's taxonomy places the organism in Eukaryota, Apicomplexa, Conoidasida, Eucoccidiorida, Sarcocystidae.